Aspergillus versicolor CBS 583.65 is the source of this 964-nucleotide messenger RNA. RefSeq lists its product as uncharacterized. The record is from RefSeq and is a predicted model, not a curated record. The transcript is spliced from 3 exons. Lineage: Eukaryota; Fungi; Ascomycota; Eurotiomycetes; Eurotiales; Aspergillaceae. The coding region runs from base 184 to 732 and encodes 182 amino acids.
CAUUUACCUGGGCCAUCGUACAUUCUCUAAGCACAGUGGUCUAUUUGCCUACUCGAUAUAUGAAUGUACUUGGUCCCUAAUACCAUGGCUCCGGUAUAUGUGUGGCCGCGACUCGAGAACAAUACAACAAGAUUCAAUUAGAUCAACUCAUUCCAGGAUCACGCCUUGCACAUCUUCCCAACGAUGGCCUGCACCUUGCUAUCGCCGUCCUGGAAGAUCUUGCCCAUGGAGGAGAUCUCUCCUGUCUUCAUACUUCUCCUCCAGUCCGCCACCUUGGUAAGACCCUUUGCAUCGCGUGACACCUUUGCAAUAUUGCCUGCCCCGAACAACAUGCCCAGCAUAUUAACAACCGCCGCCGCGGGGUCAUUGACGGUUUCAUACGUAGCCAGGGCCGCAUUGCCCAGUUCCCCCGCGAUGGCAAUGACCCUAGCCACGUUGGCAAAGCCCAGUCCAGCUGCCACCUCAGUGCCAACCACCGGGACAAACAUCAACACGACCCCUAUAACAAGCAAGAUGAUAUUCUCCAUACGCUUCCGCUCCUCCUCCUCCUCCUCCUCUUCCUCCUUCUCACCGAGCUCCUUGGCCUGCUUCAUGCUGUCAACUCCCUGCUCCAGCAUCAGCACAGCAGGCGUAUACGCCACGGCAGCAGCAUCUGGAUCACCACCAAUCCAGAGCCCGCCCAUGAUCUCCAUUCUGGUCGCCUGCAUCUCGGCCCUCAAGGCCAACCCGUGAAGCUGAGGGUGUUUGACGCCGGCGGCCGAACAGCAAGAUUGCGACGCGUGAUGGACCACUCGCCGAAGUCGAUCCAGUCGCGCAUAAGACCAGCAGUGGCGAGGGCCUUGUCGAAGCCAUCUUCAUCGCGGAGCUUGAGAUCAGUGGCGUCGAGGUAUCGGUAGAGCGGGUCGAUAUUAUCGUCCCACUCGGCGCAGGAGACCCAGUCGUCUUGUUCAGGGAAUCGGCAGUC